This is a messenger RNA of Fibroporia radiculosa, 3753 nucleotides long. RefSeq lists its product as uncharacterized. Gene Ontology annotation, molecular function: mRNA binding. Gene Ontology annotation, cellular component: nucleus; cytoplasm. Gene Ontology annotation, biological process: nuclear division. The coding region runs from base 1 to 3753 and encodes 1250 amino acids. The record is from RefSeq and is a predicted model, not a curated record. NCBI's taxonomy places the organism in Eukaryota, Fungi, Basidiomycota, Agaricomycetes, Polyporales, Fibroporiaceae. The transcript has 12 exons.
AUGUCUCUGAACGCCGCUGAUAUUCAGAAGAAGCACGAAGGCGACCAGGAAUCCCCCUCGGUACAGCCUGAAACGUCUUCGGCUGACGGUCAUUUUACCCAGUCCAAUGGCCAUAUCGAACCGGAUUUCCAGGAAGCGUUCCCGUCUCUUGCCCCGUCUUCCCAAGUGUCGAGCAAACCUGCGGCUACGGCCUGGGGCUCUGCUGUAGGCCCACGCAUCAGGUCCACAAUCCCUAAACAGGUCAUGUUUACUGACUCGUUCAAUCUUUCUUCCGCGGAUAUUGCUGCCGCUGGCAAGGAUGGCAAGCCGGUUUCUCCUGGUGAAAUUAUGAAGCAAGUCAUGGCUCAGUACAAGGUCAAGCUCGACGCGUCUACCAACAACAGAUCACGUCAGACUAUGUUUUAUCUCAAGGCGGAAUCUCAGAAGGAACUUGAAAAGGCUAAGCGUACUCUGAUCGCACUCCUCAGCCCUGUUAUUUCUAUAAUCCUCAACGCGCCAGUUUCAACGAUUCCCUCCAUUGUCGGUACAAAAGGUGCAACUCUUAUCAAAGUACGCGAACAGACGGGUGUGAGGAUUGACAUUCCACGUCGGGAGAAUAUCCCUGCCCCCAAUGGAAAUGGUGCUGCUCCAUCUACAUCUGGUGUGACUACUCCCCAGCCUACCGCGGAUGAUGAAGAGGAGGAGCCUACUGUUCCCAUUACGAUAACUGGUCCUCAAUCUUCGGUGUUUGAAGCACAAGGCCUACUCAACGAGAUUAUCGCGUUGAGACGCUCCGGUUCCACUCAGCGUGUGCGCGAUAUUCCGGCUCAUAUUCUACCGUUCCUUAUUCCUCGUCGAAGCAUGUUCGAAGCGGCUGCUGAGGGUGGUAAUGUAUCGUUGUCGUUGAACCAGUCCUUGCGCGAAAUCACUGUCUCGGGUGAGCGUGAAGCCGUUCUUCGCGUGGUCGAAACUAUCCGGUCAGCCAUGGACUACUUCUCGAAGGAGGUUACGAAACUACAAAUUACCUUGCCCAAACGCCAGCACCGUUUACUCACAGGUGUUGGUGCGGAUGACAUCAUGGCGAAGAGCAAAUGUGCUGUACUCAUUCCCCAACCCGAGGAAGCUAGCGAGGAGAUAGUCGUGUGGGGUAAGCCGACGGAACUUUCAACUGGUUUACAGGCGGUGAUGGAGAAGGCGAAUUCGGCAUAUAUCCACGAAUUCCCGCUCCCUGGUCCUAUUGCGCUCUCUCGUCAGUUGCUCACGUACUUUACGCGUAUUGACUAUCCGCAAACGCUAAGCUACUCUAAUCCCGGCAUUUCGGUCUACACGCCCCCGGCUGCUACUAUCGAAAGAUCUACUGUCCUGAACGUAGACAUUGUUGGUGACAAACCCGCCGUCGAUACAGCGGUUAGUCAGCUAUCGGCCCUCAUUGGAAAACUCAUAGGCGCUACGAAGGAGGUCAAUAUCGACUGGCUGGUACACCGUAUCAUCAAUUCGAAUAAGAAUGCUAAGAAGAUCAAGACCUUCCAUGAAACGUAUAAUGUCGUUGUAUAUUUCCCACCCGAGUCGGCGGAGCAGUCUUCAGUGCUACUCGUGUAUGAUCCUACCUCACCUUCGGCGUCACCAUCUCCAGAUGAGAAAGCCAAGAACCUCGAAGAGGUGGAGAAGGAGUUACUCAAGAUGGCGCGCGACGCUGCUGAUGUAAAGACACAGACGGUGCCUGUAGAGAAGAAAUGGCACGAGGCUGUCGUUGGCCAGGGUGGCACCACUCUAAAUGCGAUCAUUGGUGAGGAUAAGACACUUUCCAUCAAGGUUGGUGCCGACGCUGGGGAUACUUCCACCGAAGAUGUCAUCCUUGUCCGUGGCAUUAGUGCCGAUGUGGAUCGUGCAGUGAAGGAAAUCCUGAAAAUUGUGGAAGAUGCUAAAAAUGAUGAGAUUGUCAGUGGUUAUUCGAUUGAGUUUGACAUAGACAAGGAAUAUGUCGGUCGAAUUGUAGGAUCUCAAGGCUCAGGCGUCAACAGGCUCCGCGAUUCGCUUGGUGUCAAGAUUGAUUUUUCUGACGAUGUAGACGAGAAAGAAAAAGAUAUCGGUAAGAAAAAGAAGACGGCUCACGCGAAGUCCCAUGUUAAGAUUGUGGGUCGCAAAGAGAAUGUCGAGGAGACCAAGAAGCGGAUCCUCGCACAAGUCGAAAGACUCGCCGAUGAGACUUCGGAGGUCUUGAAGAUCCCUCAUCAGUACCACGCCGGAUUGAUCGGGCAGGGUGGUAAAUACGUUAUUCGCCUGGAAGAGAAGCAUGGUGUCAAGAUCACUUUCCCUCGGGAAUCGGCCGAGAACGGCGAGGGAAGGACCAGGGAACAACUCAAACCUGACGAGGUUCUUGUCAAGGGCGGCCGGAAGGGCGUCGCAGCUGCUAAAUCUGAAUUACUUGAUGCGAGUCCAAUCGCUGCUGAUUUCGAGAAAGAAAACGAUCAUGUCAUUAACUUCACCAUUCCAAGUCGGACUGUUGCUCGCAUUCUUGGCAAAGGCGGUGCUUCUAUCAGGGAGAUAAAGGAUAUGACCGGCACCCAGAUUGACGUUGACAGAGCAGACGACAAGAUCACUAAUGUCAGCGUGCGGGGUUCGAAGCUAGCAAUUGCAGAAGCCAAAGCAGCUAUUCUUGCCAUUGCCGAACAAAUUGGUGAGGAGACUACUGACUCGGUCGAGGUAGAGAGCAGAUUUCACCGUGCUAUCAUUGGCGCGGGCGGUCAAGGCUUGAAGGAACUGAUCGUUCGUUGCGGGGGUCCGUCUGACUCCAAGGCGCAAGCGGGCCUUGUCCGAUUCCCUCGUCAGGGUGAACCUUCCGAUGAAGUCCGUCUUCGUGGCGAACCCAAGCUUGUUGCCAAGAUUAAAGCUGAGCUAGAGAACACUGUGGCUGCUCUCAGGGACCGCAUCGUGCUUGCCGUGGAAGUUCCUGCUGCGCAGCAUCGUGCUCUGAUUGGCCGGGGUGGCCAGCAUCUAGUUGAGUUGCAAAAUCGGACUGGAGUACAAGUCCAAUUCCCUGGCUCCCGCUCCUACCAUCAAGUGGGCGAGCCUGAGAAUGCUGCAGACCUGAAUGGCGUUGAUCCUGCCAAUAUAGUUAAGGUGUCCGGUCCUAGAGCUGGUUGCGAGAAGGCUAUUGAUGAAUUGAAGACACAAGUGAAGCCUGCCGCGCCGGAGGCGGUUAUGGCUACAGUGACCGUGCCGUUGAAAUACCAUCAUGCCGUUACACAGCAAGGGAAUUUCUUCCGCACGCUGCGUUCAUCCGGUGUAUUAGUUGAACACUCUAAGCUUCCUCAGAAACCUGCUGUGCCCCCACAUCCUGUUCCUCAGGCCGAUGCGGCAGAGGCACGCAUCGACGAUACCGAAAUUGCUGCGGGUGCACCUGAGGUACAAUGGCAAGUUGUGCCAAACUACCAGGAUGCCGAAGAGGGCGACUCAGAUUGGACAUUGAAAGCUCGCGAUCAGGCCAGUCUAGAUAAAGCCUUAAAACUCACACAAGAGGCGAUUGAGCAUGCCGAGAAGAUGUCUCACGUCGGCUUCUUAACGCUCCCUGACCGUUCAUCGUUCCCAAGGAUCGUUGGAUCAAAGGGAGCCAACGUUGCUCGGUUGCGAAAUGAGAGCGGAGCUGAUAUCACUGUCAGCCGUGAUGAUACCACAAUUACGGUCAUCGGCUCUGAGGAUGCAAUUGAGACCGCUAAAGAGGCUAUCCUCAAAGUUGCCUCUCAGAGCCGUUCAAGGGGGCGUCGCGAUGUCUGA